Meloidogyne enterolobii is the source of this 236-nucleotide messenger RNA. The record is from the annotation of a GenBank genome assembly. NCBI's taxonomy places the organism in Eukaryota, Metazoa, Nematoda, Chromadorea, Rhabditida, Meloidogynidae.
UUUCAAUUAAAAAUUCAACAAAAAAUUUAAAAGAAGAUUUAGAAAAGCCAUUAAGAGAUGAUAAAAUGAAUAAACAAGAGGAGAAAGGAAAUAAUGCUCGAUUUCUUGUUGAUGGGGCUGUUAUUGGAAGAAUUCAACAAAAAUUUAAUAAUAAAAUAAAUGAAAGGAAUAGAUCAGAGGAACUAAAUACAGGAUCACUAUUCUACUCCAAACCUAAACUAUUAAAUAAUGGGUGA